AUGGCAUCAGGAGAGGAUGCUCUACGAGGAGUAAUUACGGAGUUAAAAGAGAAAAUUGCAAAUAUCACAGAGGAAAUGAUUCAACUGCGAAAACGCCAAAAAGCGUAUAUAGCAAGAUUGAAGCUUAUGGAAAAUCAUCUGAAUCAACAUCACCCAAAGGAAGGCAUAGAGGGAUGCACUGAACAAGCAGAUAGCAGCGAUGAAUCGUUCAGCACUACCGAAUUGUUGGAACUCAGCUUGUCAUCAGUUAGUUCUUCGAUACUUGACAGUAAUGCAUCAUGUUACGGUAACGACAGUGAUCAAAAUGACUCGGAUAGCAACGUGGAAGAUGGCAGACAUAGCCGAUUUCGCUAUAAAGAAAAGCAAGAAAUUAGCAACAAGGAAACAUAA
This is a messenger RNA of Acanthocheilonema viteae, 390 nucleotides long. The record is from the annotation of a GenBank genome assembly. NCBI's taxonomy places the organism in Eukaryota, Metazoa, Nematoda, Chromadorea, Rhabditida, Onchocercidae.